This is a messenger RNA of Megalops cyprinoides (Indo-Pacific tarpon), 629 nucleotides long. RefSeq names its product NDUFA4 mitochondrial complex associated like 2a (gene ndufa4l2a). The record is from RefSeq and is a predicted model, not a curated record. Bases 121 to 375 code for a protein of 84 amino acids. The transcript is spliced from 4 exons. Lineage: Eukaryota; Metazoa; Chordata; Actinopteri; Elopiformes; Megalopidae.
AAGAGUGGUGCAGAGGUUUGCAAAACACGUCCGUUUCAUUAAAACCAUACAGCCGUCGACGAGAUCGCAUUUGAAAAACUUUGUUUCUGGGCUAAAACUAUUAAUUGCAUUUGUAACGAAAUGAUAAAAAUGAUGCGAGUUUUGAUGCACCAGGCGAAGAAACACCCUGGACUCGUCCCCCAGUUCUUCUUCAUCGUGUUGGGGAUGGGCGGAGCCUCGCUCUACCUGGUCCGCCUCGCUCGGGGACCGCACGUAUGCUGGAACAGAAAGACCAACCCCGAGCCCUGGAACAAUCUGAGCCCAACCUACCAGUACAAGUUUGUGGCCAUCGACACCGACUACAAGAGUCUGAAGAAGGAGGGGCCGGACUUCUGAGCCCCCCCCGACUGCUGCAGUGGCCCCCGCUGUGCCAGGCCCUCCUCCUGAACGCCAUAGCGCCUACAUGUUAUGCUUCUAGUGCCUGAAACACAUGAGAAUAAACGCGGCCGGGCCCACUCAGCCCGGAGUCUGAGAGCAGCGUUCACACGGCACCGACAGCACCACCUGUCACCAUGCGUCACCUGAGCACCGUACAGGGGAAGCCACCUGUCCGAGCCAGCCCAUUCAGCUGCCUUCCCCCACCACAAAAA